This is a messenger RNA of Sabethes cyaneus, 1092 nucleotides long. Its product is annotated as sorbitol dehydrogenase-like. Gene Ontology annotation, molecular function: zinc ion binding; L-iditol 2-dehydrogenase (NAD+) activity. Bases 1 to 1092 code for a protein of 363 amino acids. The record is from RefSeq and is a predicted model, not a curated record. Gene Ontology annotation, biological process: D-sorbitol catabolic process. The transcript has 2 exons. NCBI's taxonomy places the organism in Eukaryota, Metazoa, Arthropoda, Insecta, Diptera, Culicidae.
AUGGCACCGAACCAAAACCUAGCAGCCGUCCUGUACGGUCCGAACGAUCUGCGCCUAGAAGAACGUCCCAUUCAGCAGCCGGCUUUCGAUGAAGUUUUGCUCGAAGUGGACACGUGCGGCAUCUGUGGAACCGAUGUGCAUUUUUUGAAAGAAGGUGGCUUUGGAGCUCAAAUGCUGAUCAAGCCAAUUGUGCUGGGCCACGAAUCUUCCGGAAUCGUUCGUAAGCUUGGCAGUCAGGUAACACAUUUGAAGGUUGGUGAUCGUGUCGCGAUCGAACCGGCAGCUGGGUGCAGAACAUGCGAUCUUUGUAAGGUGGGCAAGUACAACGUUUGCUUGAACGGUAAGCACUGUCCUACGCAAAAGCACGACGGAAACUGUUCCAAUUAUUUUACGCACUACGCGGAUUGUUGUUUCAAACUACCGGACACGGUAACGAUGGAGGAAGGUGCCAUGUUGGAACCAUUUGCAGUUGCGAUCUAUGCUGGUCGUAAGGUAGACAUUGGCUUGGGUAGUAGAGUGCUCAUUUUCGGGGCCGGCCCCAUCGGUUUGAUGUGCUUGGUUGCAGCUAAAGCGAUGGGCGCGACUCGAACGGUGGUCCUGGAUCUCGAUCGAGUUCAGCAUCGAUUGGAUAUGGCAAAGAAGCUAGGAGCUACUGGUGUGAUCGCCAUCAGUAAAGAUGACAAAGAGGAUGAUUUGGUGAGCAGAAUCCAGAAGAUUUUGGGAGCACCAGCUGAUCGUGUACUCGAAUGCACUGGUUCGCAACCGGGAAUGAGAAUAUCGAUUAGGAGUACGCGAAACGCAGGCAAAAUUUGCUUGGUGGGGCUGGGUAACGAUGAUGUUACGUUACCGAUGGUGGAUGCCAUCUCGCGAGAGAUCGACAUCUCGACCGCCAUGAGAUACAAUCAUGAUUUUCCAGCUGCGGUGGAAGUGGUAGCUAGUGGGUAUGUGAACCUGAAACCGCUCGUUUCUCAUCAUUUCGAACUGAAGGAAGUUCACGAAGCCUUCCGCGUCGCGAGCCAAAGCGAAGGAAACAAAAUUAUGGUUCAUCUUGUGCCCAGAGAUACCAACAAUAGGAAGAAGUUUGUUAACUAA